Messenger RNA from Equus quagga, 2626 nucleotides. It is a transcript of the gene ZC3H14, whose product is annotated as zinc finger CCCH-type containing 14. Bases 125 to 2335 code for a protein of 736 amino acids. The transcript is spliced from 17 exons. Gene Ontology annotation, cellular component: cytoplasm; nucleus. The record is from RefSeq and is a predicted model, not a curated record. NCBI's taxonomy places the organism in Eukaryota, Metazoa, Chordata, Mammalia, Perissodactyla, Equidae. Gene Ontology annotation, biological process: regulation of mRNA stability. Gene Ontology annotation, molecular function: metal ion binding; poly(A) binding.
GGGGCGGGUCACGCAGAGCGCGCGGCCGGGAGCGGCGGAGCCUGUGGCGGUGACGGUGGCGGCGGUGGGGCUGCGGGGAAGCGUUGCGCCGCGCAGUGCUGAGCCCGCCGGCCGCCGCGGAGCCAUGGAGAUCGGCACCGAGAUCAGCCGCAAGAUCCGGAGUGCCAUUAAGGGGAAAUUGCAAGAAUUAGGAGCUUAUGUGGAUGAAGAGCUUCCUGAUUACAUUAUGGUGAUGGUGGCCAACAAGAAAAGUCAGGACCAAAUGACAGAGGACCUGUCCCUGUUUCUAGGGAACAACACAAUUCGAUUCACCGUAUGGCUUCAUGGUGUAUUAGAUAAACUUCGCUCUGUUACAACUGAUCCUUCCAGUCUAAAGUCUUCUGAUACCAACAUCUUUGAUAAUAACGUGCCUUCAAACAAGAGCAGUUUCAGUCGGGGAGAUGAGAGAAGGCACGAAGCUGCAGUGCCACCCCUUGCAGUUUCUAGCACUAGACCUGAAAAAAGAGAUUCUAGAGUUUCUACAGGUUCUCAGGAGCAGAAAACCACUAGUGUUAGACAGACUUAUGAUGAUGGAGCUGCAACCCGACUAAUGUCAACAGUGAAACCUCUGAGGGAGCCAGCACCCUCUGAAGAUGUGAUUGAUAUUAAGCCAGAACCAGAUGAUCUCAUUGAUGAAGAUCUCAACUUUGUGCAGGAGAAUCCCUUAUCUCAGAAAAAACCUACAGUGACACUUACAUAUGGUUCUUCUCGCCCUUCUAUUGAAAUUUAUCGACCACCUGCAAGUCGAAAUGCAGAUAGUGGUGCUCAUUUAAACAGGUUACAGUUUCAACAGCAGCAAAACAGUAUUCAUGCUGUCAAGCAACUCGAUAUGCAGAACAGCCGGGUGUAUGAAACAGGACGUUUGUGUGAACCAGAAGUGCUGAACAGCUUAGAAGAGACUUAUAGUCCCUUCUUCAGAAACAACGCCGAAAAAAUGAGUAUUGAGGAAGAAAACUUUCGGAAGAGAAAGUUGCCUGUGGUAAGUUCAGUUGUUAAAGUAAAAAAAUUCAAUCAUGAUGGAGAAGAGGAGGAGGAAGAUGAUGAUUGUGGGUCCCGUACAGGAAGCAUCUCCAGCAGUGUGUCAGUGCCAGCAAAGCCUGAAAGGAGACCUUCACUUCCACCUUCUAAACAAGCUAACAAGAAUCUAAUUUUGAAGGCUAUUUCUGAAGCUCAAGAAUCUGUUACAAAAACAACUAACUAUUCUACAGUCUCACAGAAACAGACACUUCCAGUUGCUCCCAGAACUCGAACUUCUCAAGAAGAAUUGCUAGCAGAAAUGGUUCAGGGGCAAAGCAGAACUCCCAGAAUAAGCCCCCCCGUUAAAGAAGAGGAAAUAAAGGGAGAUAACAUAGAAAAAAGUCAAGGAACUCAGCAGAGGCAAUUGUUAUCCCGACUGCAGAUUGACCCAGUAGUGGCAGAAACUCUGCAGAUCAGUCAAGAUUACUAUGACAUGGAAUCCAUGGUCCAUGCAGACACAAGAUCAUUUAUUCUGAAGAAGCCAAAGCUGUCUGAGGAGAUAGUAGUGGCACCAAACCAGGAGUCGGGGAUGAAGACUGCAGAUACCCUUCGGGUACUUUCAGGACACCUUAUGCAGACACGAGAUCUUGUACAACCAGAUAAACCUGCAAGUCCCAAGUUUAUAGUGACGCUGGAUGGUGUCCCCAGCCCCCCAGGAUACAUGUCAGAUCAAGAGGAGGACAUGUGCUUUGAAGGAAUGAAACCCGUAAACCAAACUGCAGCCUCAAACAAGGGACUCAGAGGUCUCCUCCACCCACAGCAGUUGCACUUGAUGAGCAGGCAGCUUGAUGACCCAAAUGGUAGCUUUUCAAACGCUGAGAUGAGUGAACUGAGUGUGGCACAGAAACCGGAAAAACUGUUGGAGCGCUGCAAGUACUGGCCUGCCUGUAAAAACGGGGACGAGUGUGCUUACCAUCACCCUGUUUCACCUUGCAAAGCCUUUCCCAAUUGUAAAUUUGCUGAAAAAUGUUUGUUUGUUCAUCCAAAUUGUAAAUAUGAUGCAAAAUGUACUAAACCAGAUUGUCCCUUCACUCAUAUGAGUAGAAGAAUUCCAGUUCUGCCUCCAAAACCAGCAGUUACAACACCAGCACCACCUUCUAGUAGUCAGCUUUGCCGUUACUUCCCUGCUUGUAAGAAAAUGGAAUGUCCCUUCUAUCAUCCAAAACACUGUAGAUUUAACACUCAGUGUACGAGACCUGACUGCACAUUUUAUCAUCCCACCAUUACUGUACCACCACGACAUGCCUUGAAAUGGAUUCGACCUCAAACCAGUGAAUGACACCUAGUCCUUCCUGGCAGAAGAUCGUGGAGUUUGAAAGUUUCCAUCUGCUGAUGAAAGAUAUUUACAGAACUUGUCAAAUCUUUGGAACUUGGAAUAUAUUGCUUUCAUAAUAUGAAGUUUAUUUGCCUAUCUGAAGUGUUUAAUUUUUCAAGUUUGUAAGUUUAUUAAGUGGUUAUAACGUUGGGUGUUUUUUUGUUGUUUGUUGUUGACUAUGGAAAAGACAGUUUCAGGAAAAGCUAAAUUCUAUUAAAACAUUUGCGGCGUGUUUGUACACAGCUGUUUCAAGUA